Messenger RNA from Pangasianodon hypophthalmus (striped catfish), 780 nucleotides. It is a transcript of the gene lyrm5a, whose product is annotated as LYR motif containing 5a. Gene Ontology annotation, biological process: respiratory electron transport chain. Gene Ontology annotation, cellular component: mitochondrion. The record is from RefSeq and is a predicted model, not a curated record. The coding region runs from base 109 to 366 and encodes 85 amino acids. The transcript has 3 exons. NCBI's taxonomy places the organism in Eukaryota, Metazoa, Chordata, Actinopteri, Siluriformes, Pangasiidae.
CGCCCCCUUUUUGUCACGUGACUAGUGGAACGCAAAGCCACGCCUCUCACUAACCUUCUGAUAUGAACUUGAAAUGACGGUCAAUUAGUGUCGCAGAAAAAGGAAAAGAUGAGCAAUCCACUUAGGGGAGAAGUUAUCAGAUUGUACAAGAAUCUUCUCUAUCUUGGAAGGGAAUACCCAAAAGGAACGGUUUACUUCAGGGAGCGCCUUAAAUCAGCUUUUCUGAAGAACAGAGAUGUCACAGACCCCGAGAAGAUCCGAAAGCUUAUUGAUCGAGGGGAAUUUGUGAUUAAGGAACUUGAGGCCCUUUAUUUCCUCAGAAAAUACAGAGCCAUGAAGAAACGCUAUUACGAACCAGAACACUGAUGCCAUCAUGUCUCUACUAUUGAUCAAAUCCUAUACAGUGGAUGAAGCAUUAAUAAACAUUAUUAAGAUGCUUUUUGUGGUGAUAAGGAGCAUUUGGAGAUGAAAAAGCUAUUUCAGGCUUGUCCUUUUUUCCCAUAUUAAGACAAAUAUUACAGUGUUGUUGAUGAAAUAUGUGUAUCCAUUGUACAGAUCAGAAUGCCCAACCUGCCACUGUUAUAACCUGAGUGCUAAACCAAGGACCACAUAAUAAUGAUUUGUGACAUAAAAAAAAAGCACCAUAUCACUAUCAGAACAGAAACUAUCCUGAUCUGAACAAAGACUAUUCUCAGUUGCCACUGAUUUUGUAAAUAACACUUUAUAUGUGAUGAUGGAUAAAAGUGAAUGCAACAAUAAAUGAAUUGACUUUGUAUUAUA